AUGGUGGAGCGAAGUGUGGUGGCAGAGAGGAUCUAUCACAUUGUCGAGACAGCGGGGGCGUUGGACCUUCUUGCUGAGGAAGGACCAACGGAUGAGUACUAUAACCGGCUCAGCCAGUACAUGGGAAAGAAGUUCCCUGGAGCAUCAGGCCACUUGCUAGAUCAUUUGGAAGCAUUGGAAUGCUUCCUUGAUCGUAGCAUAGCGGCAGGGAUGACUUUCGGGAUAGACAAGGCGUGUGUUGCCGUGGUCGAAGGGAACUUGCUCGGGCACAACAUUGGCCGAAACGGAGCAAAACGUAGUGCUGAGAAGACCCGCGCUAUCCUGAAGUUUCCUGCUUUAAAGGAAAGGCUUCAUAUUCAACAGUUCUUGGGUUGCACAAAUUUUCUGAGAAGCUAUCUUCCUCCAGAAUAUGCUCAUUGUGCCAAGCUCCUAGGGGAGUAUGUCAAAGGGGCAAAGCCUUUCCCUGAUGAUGGACUUGGGCCAGGCACAGAAACAACAACUGAUCCAGCCGGCCUGGGCAAACUUCUGACUGCGCUUCUCAGACAUGGCCGUGGGGUCGUGGAAGAGGAGCUGAAGAAGUAUGUCAGUGUCGGCGGCUGGGUUCAGAUCGAAAAAGUCAAGGAGUGGCUCGCUCGGCUUGGAGCCGACAGGAGGGGAAUUGCUGCGCAUGCUCGAAGCAGCGUGGCUCGACGCAGCUGGUCGAUCCCCUGGAUCACGGAAGGGCUCGAUGAAGCAGAUGUGCGGAACAAGCCCGCGGAGCUGUUCCACGGCACUCGCCGUACGAACUGGGAGAGCAUCAAGCGAUACGGCUUCAUGAGUGAAAGAGCCCUGAUGGGGCGGAAGGGCAGAUUGCAUCUGCAUUUCUGCCGAGCCCGGGAACACGUCAAGCAAGGGAGCGAAGUGGUGAUCAAGGUUCACACUUCAGCUCUGUACCGACGUGCGGCUGAGGAGAACGAAAAAGUUUAUGGGAAUGAAAAAGCCAUUUACCUGCUUUUCAACAUUCCUGUAGACUGUUUUGUAGAGGUCACUGACUUGCGGACCGGGGAGGACCUUCUCAAGGGUCAAGGGGUAGGAUCUUCCCAGCUCGCAGACCGAGAAGCUCCCGCAGCCGAAAAAGCCAAGGAAGUGAAGAUUGAAGUCGAGGAAAGUCAGGUGAAGGCAGAGGUCAGCGCCGAAGAGGCGCUGGGAGAAAGGGAAGCGAGAUGGACUAAAGCAAGGGAAGUGCCAGCGGAUGACGAAUCAGAAAGUUACUCCUACGAGGAGGAUGAGGAUCCAGGAGUGUUCUGCCGAUUGGGAAGGGCUACCUUGAAUGAGGCUCGACUUGCUGAUCCCGCGGGUGUAGGUAACACCGCGGACGCUCAACCAGGUCCGACGGGUGCGCCCGGCACCGCGGACAAUCAAGACGCUCCUGCGCCUGGGAGUGCAUCUGGCACUGCGGACGCAUCUGGCCCAGCGGACACUCAAGCAGAUCCGGCGAGUUCGGCAGGACGCUCGGAUACUGCAAGUAGGCGCAAAGCCAUCGAAGAAGAUAUAAAGGAGCACGGAGCGGUCGUUUGCCCUCGUUGCGACGCCCGGAAUGUUCUGAUUGGCAAGGGAGCUCUUGGAGCUCUCGAUCCAACUGGACAUGCGGCAAGUACGAUCCGAGUCCUACGCCUCACGGAGCAAGCCGUGGAAUCUGUCCUGGCUUAUACUGCAGAGGUAGUAGAACAGGCAGAGAUGACCCUCACAGACCCGCCGCAAAGGUGCUCACCCCUGAAACGGCCGAGCACGGCAGUCCUCCGGGCAAAAGCCCUGAGGGGUGUGGCCUAUGAAGGGGGACAGCGGGCGAUAACGCCGCUCCCGAAGAAAAGGCCGGGAACCAGAGUGCGGACCAGUAGGUCACCUCAAAGGGUUCAGAAAGGAAAGGCAUCCAAUAAGGUGCCUCGCAAUGUUGCGGAAACCCCCUUUCUGAAUGGUGGAGUAAAGGGCUUAGGAAUGUUCGCAACAGCACGUGAAUAUCAGGAAGCAGCCAUUUCGGCGCUCCGCAGCUGCUCUGAAACAAGACCCGUAGCAGUGAAUCUGAUCGCUUAUGCGAUCGACAGAGCUGAUCUGCUGGGUGCUCCUCUUGCAGUCGCAGAAGUGCAUCAGGUACCUGUCAAGGUCGUAGCUGACCAAGCGCAGACCAACAGGAUGCCAGAGCAGAAGAGCGUCCUAGAACAGGCAGCUGAAGGGGUCUUGAUGUUCAGCUGCGAACAGGCAACGAGCUCCGAAGCCACUACCUUGAGGCUGGAAGGCAAGGAAAUGGGUUCAAAGGAAUCCAGCACGCGAAGGUUCUGGCCAUAG
Molecule: messenger RNA, 2322 nt
Organism: Cladocopium goreaui
Lineage: Eukaryota; Dinophyceae; Suessiales; Symbiodiniaceae
Source: the annotation of a GenBank genome assembly